AUGGUCUCUUUUAAAUCAUUAAUUUUAUUAUCAUCAGUAGCAUUAAAUGUUCAAUGUUUUAGUUUAUUACAUGAUAUAGAAGGUUUUGCAAUUUUACCACCAACUGAUUUAGUUUUAGAACAUUUAAAAACCGUUGGUAAAACAGAAUCAAAAACUCAUUAUGAUGUAGUCAAUACCGUUAAUAAAGAUGAUGGUGAAAUUAUUCAAGUUAAUUUGCAUUCACAUGAAGUUAAAAAAACAGGUCAAUAUAAACAAAAUUAUGAUAAUUCAUGUUAUCAUGAACAAACCGGCAAGAGAUUUUUAUUUGGUAGAACAAUUGAAGAUUCAAAUUUAAAUCAAUGUUUUAAUUCUGAAUAUGAUUUAGAUUCAUCACAAUGUGGAUUUGAUUUUAUUGAAUAUAAUGAUGCUUCAAACUGUUCAUCAGAUGCAACUAAAUACUCAUGUGUUUUAGAUGUUAUGAAACAACAAGAUGCAACUAAAAAAUUAAAAGAUAUGGAUGACGUUCCUGCUCAAGUUAGAUGUUAUCAUUCAUUAAAUCAAGCUCAAAAAAUUGAUGCUAAAGAUGGUGCAUGUGCUAAAUAA
This is a messenger RNA of Insectozyma verbasci, 582 nucleotides long. The record is from the annotation of a GenBank genome assembly. NCBI's taxonomy places the organism in Eukaryota, Fungi, Ascomycota, Pichiomycetes, Serinales, Debaryomycetaceae.